Molecule: messenger RNA, 696 nt
Organism: Vombatus ursinus (common wombat)
Lineage: Eukaryota; Metazoa; Chordata; Mammalia; Diprotodontia; Vombatidae
Product: interferon alpha-2-like
Exons: 1
Coding region: 145-696 (183 amino acids)
Biological process (GO): defense response; positive regulation of peptidyl-serine phosphorylation of STAT protein; adaptive immune response
Cellular component (GO): extracellular region
Molecular function (GO): cytokine activity; type I interferon receptor binding
Source: RefSeq, a predicted model, not a curated record
AGGGACUUCCCUUGCUAAAAAAUGAAAAUUACACUCAGCACUAUUUAAGAAAGAGUUGCCUGGAGGCCAGAUAACCUGAGAAGCUGAGACAAAGGCUCAUUGGUCUCCCAGCUCAGCCAGCCUCAAACUAUCUUUGACAUCACCAUGACUUUCUGGAGCUUGUUGCCAGUUGCCCUGGUGCUGCUCUGCUCCAGCACCCUCUGCUCCUUGGGAUGUGACCUGUCUCAGGGCCUCCAGGAAGACUUCUCACUUCUGAACCAAAUGAGCACAUUUUCCCUGGUGCCGUGCCUGAAGGACAGGACCAACUUCAACUUCCCAAAGGAAGCCAUGGAAGGCAACCAGCUCCAGAGGGAAGAUGCCAAAGUCAUUGUUCAUGAGAUGCUCCAGCAGAUCUUCACCCUCUUCAGCCAGAAUGCUGCACCUGCCACUUGGAAUCAGACCCAGCUCAUGCAACUGCUCAUUGGACUGGAUCAGCAGCUGGAACAGCUGGAGAGGUGUCUUGCACAGGAUGUGAAGUGGGAAGAGCCUUCCCUGGGAAGUGAAAACUCCAAGCUGGCCCUGAAGAACUACUUCCAAGGAAUAAACCAGUACCUGGAAGGCAAAGAGUACAGUCACUGUGCCUGGGAGGUCACCCGAGUGGAAAUCAGGAGAUGCUUUCUGUUCAUUGGCAAACUUUCAAAAAAAUUCAAGGACUAA